Molecule: messenger RNA, 5162 nt
Organism: Gossypium arboreum
Lineage: Eukaryota; Viridiplantae; Streptophyta; Magnoliopsida; Malvales; Malvaceae
Product: lysine-specific demethylase JMJ27
Exons: 14
Coding region: 305-3871 (1188 amino acids)
Biological process (GO): regulation of transcription by RNA polymerase II
Cellular component (GO): histone deacetylase complex; chromatin
Molecular function (GO): chromatin DNA binding; transcription coregulator activity; histone H3K9 demethylase activity
Source: RefSeq, a predicted model, not a curated record
AAUCUCCAAACAAACCCUUUGUAACAUUUACGAGAGAACGGUGAAAACAAGAAAAUAACCGAAAUUAGGGAAACUUUUUCCCUAGCGGAUUUGGCAAAUCACAUCGCUUUCAGGACUUGCCUAUUUGUUCGUACAAGUGCAUUGGAAUUCGAGCAGAUGUUUAUAAAUUUUCAGCUAAUUUUUUGCCGCCCGUAUACCAUAAAACGCCUCUCAACUUGUGAAAGAAUCUCAAAGUAAUCAAACUUUCAAAGAUUUCGUCUAAUGGCAAUCUGAGCGAGAGGUUACAAUAUCUACCUACUUAGCCAUGGAUUCACCGUCGGGUAAACGUUGCAGGAGAAGCGCCGGUCUAGGUAAGUGGCGAUGCAGCGAAAUGGCGUUGCCUUCAAGCUCGUAUUGCGAGAAGCACAACUUGCAAAGACAUAAACAGGCUCAAAAAAGAAUUCGCAGAGAUGGAGAUAAUAACAGCCACUGUAAAUCCCGCAAGUUAAAGAGAAGUGGCAGUGUGGGAGGUGAAUUCAGCGGAUCGGAAAUGAACAAGAAGAAGAAUGGUAGAGAGGAGGAGUUGAGCGGUGGAUCGGAAGAAGGGGACGUGCUUGUCUUGACAGAGAUGUUGGCCAGGGAGCGCGAAAAGGAAGAGAAAGAUAUCAAGGGGAGUAAGGUUGGUUCUCGAAAUUCAGUGAAGGAGAUAGUGGAUUCCGGUGAAGGAAAAGCUAAUUCCCGUAAAAAACAAGCCUCCGUUAAAGCUGUUAGGAAUGGUGCCGCUAGAGAGAAAAUAUCCGUCGAGAAGAAUAAGAAGAGUAAAAGCAAAGAAUUUGGAAGUUUAAUGUGUCAUCAGUGCCAAAGGAACGACAAGAGUGGUGUUGUUUUUUGUUCCAGUUGUCAAAGGAAGCGUUAUUGUUACGAGUGCAUUGAAAAGUGGUAUUCGGAGAAAACAAGGGAUGAAGUUGAGGCUGUAUGUCCGUAUUGUCGUGGAAAUUGCAAUUGUAAAGCUUGUUUGCGUGAAGUUUUGGUUGUCAAGGAUAUCCGCAAGGAUAUAGAGGCCAGUGUCAAAUUGGAGUGGCUAAAAUAUUUGCUUCAUAAAGCUCUCCCAGUUCUUAAGCAUAUAUACAGGGAGCAGAGCUCUGAAAUAGAGAUUGAAGCAGACAUAAAAGGAUCUCAAUUGGCAGAAAUUGAUAUAACAAGGUCUAAGUUGGACAAAAGCGAACGUUUGUACUGUGACAACUGCAAUACAUCAAUUGUUAAUUUUCACAGAAGCUGCUCCAGAUGUUCUUAUGAUUUAUGCCUAAUCUGUUGUCAAGAGCUAAGAGAAGGCUGCCAACCUUGUGCUAAUGAAGCAGAAACAUCCAGCCAACAGUUAGUUGAAAGAGCAAGUUUUCAAACUAUAGAGAAGGAUGAAAAAAGUAAUGCAGCAAGGAGAAGACAUGGAUGGGAAAGCCAAGUGCAUUCACACAGUAACGAUAAAGCUGUUACAUCUUCUCAUUUGCCUGAUUGGCGAGCUAAUGCUAAUGGUAGCAUUCCAUGUCCUCCAAGUGACUAUGGAGGUUGUGGUUCUUCUACACUUGAGUUGAGGCGCGUUUUUAAAGCUAACUGGGUAACUAAGCUGAUAAAUAAUGCCGAGGACAUUACCAGUCAAUACAAGCCACCUGACGUUGAUUUCUAUAUGGAAUGUUCUUCAUGCCAGCCAAAUGCUUUAGAUGGAAACAGCAACAGUAGUUCUAAUGUGAGGCAUGCAGCUAACAGGAAAGAGUGUUGUGAUAACUACUUAUUCUGCCCAAAUGCUCUUGAUAUAUCAGACGAUGAAAGUGAGCAUUUUCAGAGGCAUUGGAUGAGGGGUGAACCUGUGAUUGUCCGUAAUGUUCUAGAGAAAACAUCUGGUCUUAGUUGGGAACCCAUGGUCAUGUGGAGGGCUUUCAGAGAAACAGGUUCCAAUGUAAAAUUCAAAGAAGAGACUCGAAGCGUAAGGGCCAUUGAUUGCUUAGAUUGGUGUGAGGUCGAAAUUAAUAUUCACCAAUUUUUCAUGGGCUACUUAGAGGGUCGUAUGCACAACACUUGCUGGCCAGAAAUGUUGAAAUUGAAGGAUUGGCCUUCAUCAACCUUAUUUGAAGAACGUUUGCCCAGGCAUAAUGCUGAAUUUAUUGCUGCACUCCCUUUCAGUGACUACGCUGAUCCAAAAUUUGGCUUUUUAAACCUUGCUGCACGGCUUCCAGAGGGAUCAUUGAAGCCAGAUAUGGGACCCAAGACAUAUAUUGCAUACGGAUUCUCUGAAGAACUUGGUAGAGGCGAUUCUGUAACAAAGUUGCAUUGUGACAUGUCUGAUGCGGUAAAUGUAUUGACCCACACAACUAAGGUGAAAAUUGCUCCCUGGCAACGCAAAGAGAUAGAAAGCAUGCAGAACAUGCAUGCUGCGGAAGACAUGCAAGAGCUAUAUGGGGGUGUAGAUAAAGCUAAGGUUGGAAUGGAAGAAAGAUUAUUGAAGACAACCCAUGGGGACAAGAUCAUUGUUACUGAUUGCGCAAAGAAUGGAAGCAUGGAGCAUGGGCACUUGUUGUUGGAAGAGAAACACAUAAAGGAAGGGAAACUGGAUAACGAACAAUCAAAUGCUAAUCCACCCGUUCCAGAUUCCUGGAAUCUAAAGAUUGCUGGAUUGGAUGAAUCAAAGCCUGGAAUGGGGCAUUCUGUUUCCUCUGAAAAUUGGAAAAACAAUAGUAUUGGGACAGAGUUGCUUCAAGUAAAUGAUUCAAAUCCUCGCAUUCUUGAUUUUAAUAAAAAUGGUGUGACACAAGGGGUUAAUAAUAACCCUGAAAAAGGCUCCUUCGAGGAAAAUAGUGACAGAAAAUUAACUUCAAAUAUGCCGAAAGUUGAACCAAACAAAUGCUCUUUGUCUAGCAGUGCAGAUGAAAGGGAUAAUCUGUUUGUUGAAAAUUUGAAUAAUAAAUCAAGCAUCUUGAAGCAUAAUGUGAAGGUAGAAGCAGAGUCAUUUCCAGAAAAUAAUGACAAAGGGAGAACUGAUAAAAAGAUGGAAAAUUUUGAAAUGGAGAGAUCUCCAUCAAGCAGCAUGGUAGAUAAGCAUUACUUGAAAACAAGAAGAAUGGAUCAUAGUUUAAGAUUGGAGAAAGAGGUCAAAAAUAUUUCAGGAAAGGACCAAAUGGAUGAAAAUGUCUACUCUUCAGAGUUAAAUGCUGCCACAGCAGAAAACGUGACUGUGAAGUUAAACGAGCAAAGCGUAAACCAAUCUAAAGUGGUAACUGAGAGCGAAGGUUUAGCUGAUUUGAGUGCAUCCUACCUAGAAAAGAUUAAAUGUUCAAACGACAUGGUGGUAACGAGGAAAGACAAGUUUGGGAUUUCAUUCUCUGGUGAUUGUGCACUUAGUGUCCCUGUUUCGAAAGAAUCAGACCAAGAGGCUGUCAAGGAUAUAGGAAAUGAUGAUAACUCAGAACUGGUCAAAGGUGGUGCUGUCUGGGAUAUCUUUCGCAAGCAGGAUGUUCCUAAAAUCAUUCAGUAUUUGGAAAAGCACAAGAAGGAAUUUCGCCAUGUUAACAAUCUUCCUGUAAUUUCAGUCAUUCAUCCCAUUCAUGAUCAGACUCUUUUCUUAAAUGAGAGGCAUAAAAGGCAACUGAAAGAGGAAUUUGAUGUGGAACCUUGGACAUUUGAGCAAUACCUUGGUGAGGCUGUUUUCAUUCCUGCCGGAUGCCCUCAUCAAGUGAGAAAUAGACAAUCUUGUAUUAAGGUUGCACUGGAUUUUGUUUCUCCCGACAACAUUGAGGAAUGCCUUCGAUUAACUAAUGAGUUCCGUAAGCUCCCAAAGAACCAUAGAGCCAAGGAGGACAAGUUAGAGGUAAGAAAUUUGAAUUUAAUUUCUUUAUUUGUUUGAAUAGGUUUAAGUAGAAUGCAUUUGGUAGCCAAUUUUAAUGAUGUUAUGCUUAACUUGGAAAAGCCUUUGGAAUGGACAUAUUCAACUGUCUCUCCUUCUUAAGUUAGGUUUUUAUGUUGUAGGGUUACUUGGUAAAGUAAGUUAGGUUCAGGGUAGUUAGAUGGUAGAAUUCUAUAUAUGUUCACAGCUCUUUGUAAUUAAGGUAAAUGCAUUUUCAGAAUUAAAAAAAUUCUCCCAUCCUCUUGCCUCAACCAUCUCUUUUGCUUUCAUUGUUGAAUUUUGACAUGGUAUCAAAGCCUACCAAAGACUCCGAUUACCUUCAUCUUUUCUUUGUUUUUCAUUGUUCUUGAUUGAUAUGUUUUUCGGUUAUACAGUUUAUAUUUUUUGGUAUUGUGAUUUUAUCACAUUCAUUGCUGUCUCUUUAAGUUUUUUUACUUGGUUCAAAUUGGAGUGUUUGGAACUUUGCAACAAUUGUGAACGAGCAUGAAUUCAGCAAUGGAGGUUUUGCAGCUGUAAUCUCUAUUGAUUCCCACCAUCUGUUGUACUUUCAUCUGUCAAAUACACUAGGCACGCUUCUUGUUUCGAACCAACUAUUGGGGUUUGAGAAUUACAAAUGUUUGGAGGCGUUAGAUGCGCUUUACAUUGUUGGCAAAGAAUAAAUUGGGCUUUGUUGAUGGAGUUUGCCAAAAGGAAUCUUAUGAUCCCAUCUUUCAUCAUUAAUUGGAGCGCUGUAAUCCCAUUGUUCUUUCUUGGAUUUUGAAUGCAGUUUACAAAGUAUUUUUAAUAAGAAUCAUCUUUGUAUCAAGUGCUUCUUUAGUUUGGCAAGAUAUUGAAGAAAGGCGCGAUAAGGUUGAUGGUACUUGGGUUUAUUUUCUCCAUCAAGAAAUUCCUUCUCAUGUGCAAGGCUUUAGUCUUUACUCAAGCAUAGUAUCAACAAAUUCUGGGAUUACUUAAUAAGGGAAUAUCUGUUGAUGCAACUGCAAUAUGACAGGUAAAAAAGAUGGUGCUCUAUGCUGUUAGUUCAACUGUGAAAGAGGCCCAAAGUCUGAUGACGCCUAAUCAGGUGUAAGAUAUAUCUAAACUUUUAGAAUCUUAAUUUGGGGUUCAAUAAUUUAGCCUGUAAAUAUCCGAUGGAUGGGGUUGUUCAUAAUUGGAUUGCGUUAUUUUACUGGCCUUUUUUGCUCCUCAAGGUUGAAGUUGUAAAUUGCACCAAUCACCUUGUAAAUGUUUUGUCAAGCAGAAUGUUAAUUGUUAGUAGACAUAAAUUAGCCAUGAUAGAACAAUAACAACA